Chenopodium quinoa (quinoa) is the source of this 693-nucleotide messenger RNA. RefSeq lists its product as uncharacterized. The record is from RefSeq and is a predicted model, not a curated record. NCBI's taxonomy places the organism in Eukaryota, Viridiplantae, Streptophyta, Magnoliopsida, Caryophyllales, Amaranthaceae. Gene Ontology annotation, molecular function: nucleic acid binding. The coding region runs from base 1 to 693 and encodes 230 amino acids. Gene Ontology annotation, biological process: DNA integration. The transcript is spliced from 2 exons.
AUGGGGAAUAUUUCAAGGAGGGAUGAAAUUCCACAAAACCCCAUCCUUGAUCUUGAAGCAUUUGAUGUGUCGGUUAUAGAUUUCAUGGGCCCUUUUAUUUCUUCACAUGGGAACAACUAUAUUUUGGUUGCCGUUGAUUAUGUUUCUAAGUGGGCGGAGGCCGUAGCUUCCCCUACGAAUGAUUUUAAGGUUGUGGUUAAUCUUUUCAAGACGGUGAUUUCCCCAAGGUUUGGUGUUCCAAGAGCCAUAAUCAGUGAUGGGGGGUCACAUUUCAAGCACCACGCCUUCGCUCGACUUCUUGAUAGAUAUGGAGUGUCUCAUAAGCGAGGGAUCGCUUACCAUCCUCAAACGAGUGGUCAAGCGGAGAUCACCAAUAGGACCGCCUUCAAGACUCCAAUAGGGACCACUCCCUAUAAGCUUGUUUAUGGGAAAGAUUGUCACUUGCUCGUAGAGAUGGAGCAUCGAACUCAUUGGGCGAUCAAGCAAAUCAACUUUGACCUCCAUAGUGCGGUUGAACAAAGACUUCUUGAGCUACAUGAGUUAGAGGAUUUGAGGAUGAAUGCCUACGAUAGUGCAAGCAUGUACAAGGCGCGGACUAAGGCUUGGCACGAUGCUCUUAUUGUCAAGAAGGAAUUUGUCAAAGGCCAAAAAUUCCUCCUAUUCAACUCCCGCUUAAAGCUUUUCCCGGGCUAG